Drosophila yakuba is the source of this 5009-nucleotide messenger RNA. Its product is annotated as DNA damage-regulated autophagy modulator protein 1. The transcript has a single exon. The record is from RefSeq and is a predicted model, not a curated record. The coding region runs from base 3882 to 4622 and encodes 246 amino acids. NCBI's taxonomy places the organism in Eukaryota, Metazoa, Arthropoda, Insecta, Diptera, Drosophilidae.
AAUUGAAUUAUUAAAGAAUUUGUUAAAUUCCACCGCUGGAUUUAGCAAAACAAAAAUAAAUUCGGAGCGCAGAAAAAAAACACGACCGUUCGCUUUGAAGCUAGAAGGUUCCUUUAAGAGGAGACAUCGUCGGACAAUCAUAAAUAAUAUCAAGAGACUUCGCUGGAAUAUCGAUAGAAAUUGUUUAUUAGGAUAUUGCCCCGUCGACUCAGCUAUUAAAUGUGAUCAAGAAUAUAUAUACUUUAUAUGGUCGGAAACGCUUCCUUCUGCCUGUUACAUACUCUUCAACGAAUCUAGUAUACCCUUUUACUCUACGUGUAACGGGUAUAAAUAGAAAAGGUAGACUUAAAUUUAAUAUAACCUGGCUACUGCAUAAUUUUAUAAAGCCUGUUGUAUAAAUAAUUUCGUUACCCCUGCCACUAUCGAUACUUUGACUCUGCUCGUGAAACACUCAGUCGGUGAAUGUUGAUAUUUGAUUGAUGUUUUACCCCUGCGUUCGCUGAUGGAACUGUUAAAAUUGAAUUUUGGCACUUGGGUAACUCGGGCUUUCGCUUUAGGAAUCUUUGUGAUUCGAUUUCACAGCGUUUGCAUGGGAGAAAUCACAGAUUAACGGAAUAAUAUUUAUGUAAUCAAUUUUUUGAAAACGAAAUAUCUUGAAACUCUAAAUAAAUGAUAAAAUGUUACGCUGUUUUGUGCGGUGGCGCUUUCCAUUUAAGAGUCCUGUGAACAUAAACUCCAUCGUGAGUCAACAGACGCAUGCAUAAUUAAGUGUACCAUCCUGUAUCCUUUUUCUUUGUUUGAUGUUUUCAUGUUCAACAAAGUUUGCAGCACAUCUGCAGCAUGCCCCAAACAAUUCUACCUCCUGCAACUUGCCAAUUCAUUGCCGUUUUCCAAAAGCUCUGCUGUUCCAUUAUCCACCCGACGUAUACGAAAUAUUUCGCUGUAAAUUAUUACGAAAAUGGAGCUUUGUUUGCUUGCAUCAUCACAACAGCAGCUUUAUAAGCUCGCUAAAUGGGGGACGAGCUGAAUUCGUUUUUUAUUAUGAUGUUGUCAUGUUAAGGUCAUUGCUCCGUUUGAUGUGCCAGGUCACCUUGUAGUUCGCCACAUGUGGGUAGCAUGCCAAUAUAAGCAAAAUGUAUCAACAAAGAAAUAUAUUUAUAUUUCUCCUUCGCACUUCCACUAGCUGAGUAACGGCUAUCAGAUAGUCGUGGAACUCGACUAUAGCAUACUCUCUUGUUUUUUUUCUCAAAUUUGAUCGAUAAUUAAACAAAAAUUUGAAAUUUCUCGUUGGAAGGGAAGAAUGUUUUUUGGCAUUCGUUAGACAUUUAAAAUACUAAUAAAAAAUUAAAAAACUUAAAAAUUAAAAUACUCUCUUGUUUUUUUUCUCAAAUUUGAUCGAUAAUUAAAAAAAAAUUUGAAAUUUCUCGUUGGAAGGGAAGAAUGUUUUUUGGCAUUCGUUAGACAUUUAAAAUACUAAUAAAAAAUUAAAAAAUGUAACAAAAAAAUUUUUUUAGGUAUAGGAGUAUCAACUUUCUAGCAUUUAUAGUUUUCCACUCAUAGAAAACAUUUAAAGAAUUUUAGAAACUCGACCUAAAAAAGGGCGGUUUUCUAUUUUAAGGAAAAGUUUGAAAUAAAUUCAGGGUUUUCCAAUUACCCUCAAGUGAAAAAGGACCCUAGAAUUAAGAAAGGCUCUCCCUAUAUUUAGGACAAAUCAUAAUACAAUCAAGAAAAUUUUUCUUAACUCAAGAAAAUUCACCCUAAUAGUAAGCAAAUUUAAGCUAAAUUUUUAGGCUUAAUUUUUUUAAAAUUAAAGGUAUGUUGGUAAUGACUUCUUUUUUAGGGCGUUUUUCUAAAUGUACAGGCGAAAAGUUUUAUUUUUAGGGCGAUAUCGACGUUCAUACAUGGCCAAGAUCAAGAGUAUAUAUUUUAUAUGGUCGGAAACGAUUCAUUCUUCCUGUUACAUACUAUUCAACAAAUCUAGUAACCUUUUUAGUCUAGGAGUGACGGGUAUAAAUAUAAAAGGUAGACUUAAAUUUAAUAUAACCGGGCUACUGCAUAAUUUUAUAAAGCCUGUUAUAUAAAUAAUUUUUUUUCCACACUCACAUACUUCAACCUAAUGUUGUCAAUCCCAUUGGUAGUCAGAACAGAUGUGAUGGUUAUGCAGCUUUCAGCUUUCUUUGCUAUGCUUUGAAAGGCAAAUGCUUUGUGGGACAGCAGAAGAAAAGGACUUGGAUGCAUGGCAUUCAGAGUGCUUGAAUCCACACUUUGGCCUUGAUAAGAUGCAGUGCCAGCUUACGGUCUGAAUAAGUGAAUCACUGCAUGAAUGAGUGACUGAAUGAAUCGACUGAUUGAGAUAAAUGGCAGUCGUCCCAGAUUGGCAAUGCAUCGAUGCCGAGAUGAUGGCAAUGCAUCAUUUAACGAUUAGAGUUGUCUCACUGGAAUUUCAGAUUUCAGAUGCCGCAUUAAUCUUUAAUACCUUGUUUUCAAGCUAUAUCUGGAGGUUUGGAGAAGUAUAUGCAAGGAUUCUAGUCAAAUUAAACAAAAGAGAACGCUGUGAUCUUAACUCUCUAGCUUGUAUAGUUUCUGAGAUCGAGGCGUGCAGAUCUGGCCAGAUCGCCUAAGCAAUCAUCGAUCCUGAAAAAGAAAUAUAUGUAAUGUAACGGGUAUAAAUAUAUGAUAGUUUUCAUAUACCAGUAACAGGACCAGAAUUUAUAACCUAGUUUUUAAAAGCUAACACACUUUUAAAUUAGGACUCGUUAUACCUUGGGCGUACAAAACGCACCAACUCAGCAUUCUGAUAUCAAGCUGCUUAAUAGAAAAAAACAGUAUUUUACAAAUCAUGCUUAAUUUCAACAUUCCAGCUUUUAUAGUUCCUGAGAUAAAGGCGUUUAUAUGAACAGAACGUAUUAUUCUGUUGCAGAAAGCUGCAGUUGUACAUUUACAAAUACGAAAAGCAAGCUAAUUAGUUUUUUAAGGAGGGUCGCAUUUGCUGUAUAUGCACAUGUUUACUCUUAAGUAAUGGGUAAUCGACAAUAGCCUUUAUUUCCUUUAUUUCGCCGUUCAUAAAAAGGCUGUCGGUUCAAAGAGGUUGCCACUUAGGCACCGCUAAAAUAUUCAACAAAGCACUGUACACACGUGACCCAAAAGAGAAGUCUUAAUUUUCACAAAGAGAGCUCCAAGGGCAAAGAAAUUAAAUCGUUUUAUAAGCAGUCAAAUCACAUUAUAUGUAAGGGGUUUUUAAAAGGUAUAGAAAUUUAAAUUGCAAUAAAAUAACGAUGGGGUAUUCGAUGGUUUAUUUUUUUUAAAGAUAAUCUUGUGGCAUAUUGCCGUAAUCGGCAACAAACGGCAAACGCUGUCUUCCAAAUGGCGUGUAUGGCUAAUAGAAAAAGUUUUCCUGGUAUUUUGCCCGUCAUUAAAAGGAUUUGUUCUUUGGCGCGGAAAAUAUAGAAAACAACAAUUACACGAAACAAAUUCAUCAGGCAUUUGUCAUUUAAAUCGCAUUUAAUUGACCCCUACACUUCCAACACGUUCCGUCAUAGUUCCUUUUCAAGUAAAGCCGGGUGUCUUUCAUAACUUCAUCUUUCAUACAUAUGUAAGCACUCAGUAAAAGGCUUCCCUGAACGGGUUUUGUUGCAUUCUUUCAAAGGCUUCUAAAUGUUUUCCGAAACAUGUAUUCCAGAAUAUUUAUAUUACAAUACUUUUGUAAACGGUUUUAACGAUUAUCUCUGAAUAAUUUCCCGAAUUAAUUAUUAGAAAGUAUAUUUACACAUUUCGCUCCCUUGUUCGGUUUACUGCAGCGCAAUUAAAUAAGAUACGUUUGUUGUGGCCAGUGCUGCAACCCACCACGGCCCGCAUCCACCACUGCACCACUCCCUGGCGCGAUGUCACAGGUUUACUUGCUGCCGGUGGCCACGUUUCUGAUCUUCCAGGUCACCUUCCUCGGCACGUACAUCUUCGCCGUGCUGGAGGGGCAUGUGGUGCCCACGGUUCCCUACAUCAGCGAUGCGGCCACCUACUCGCCGGAGAGCUGUGUGUUCGGCCAGCUUAUCAACAUAGGCAGCGUUCUGCUGGGAAUCACCAUCUACGUGCGCUAUCGCCAGGUGCUGCAGCUGUAUGAACACCACCCGGAACUGGACGCCUCGGUGCUGCGCCAGAACCGAAUGGCGCUGUGGUUCGGACUGGUGUCCUGCCUGGGCAUCAGCUUCGUGGGGAACUUUCAAGAGACGAACGUGCGGAUUGUCCACUUCAUUGGUGCCUUCUGCUGCUUUGGCUGCGGCACCUUGUACUUUUGGAUGCAGGCGCUCAUCUCGUAUCUGAUCUUCCCCAUGUCGGGCACCCGCAUUUACGCCCACUUGUGGCUGGGCAUGUCCGUGUUCUGCACGAUCCUCUUCAUCCUGCUGGCGGUCACCGGCGUGAUGUCGUACAUCCUGUUCAAGGGACAGAAUCCGCGGAAGUGGUAUCCCUCGAACGGCGGCUGGUACUUCCACGUGGUCACCUCCAUUUCGGAGUGGAUCAUCGCCACCAUCUUCAGCUUCUUCAUCCUCUCCUUCACGAAUGAGUUCCGCGACGUAUCGCUAUCGCAUCCCCAGAUUGCCCUGAUGUCCUAUUCGACCACCAUUUAGAGUUUACCUUCGAGGAUUAGAUAGGAGUAGAGAUCGUCUGGAGUAGCCAGCGGUUCCUGCAGCUUCAACAUUUUAAGUACAAUCCAAGGUGGCAAGAGCACGGGUCUCGAGGACGUCGUGCUAGUCCGGGUGAUGUGCAUUUGCGGCCUCUCGUCUGCUUUCCCUCUCUUCCGGUGCUCUUUCUCUGUCGGAUUGCUGUGAUAUGUGCAAAGUGUUUCCCAAAGAUGGGGAUCGGGUAGUUGCAAGUGGCGGAAAGCUGCUUGAUUGAGGAGUUACAUUUAUUUUUUACCCGCGUUCGUUUUACAUUACACAUUUGAAUUACUAAAUCGAACUAAUCGGUAGAAAUGAUCUGUAAAUCUGUAAAAUAAAAAGCAAUUAAAAAAAAAA